Molecule: messenger RNA, 1214 nt
Organism: Drosophila erecta
Lineage: Eukaryota; Metazoa; Arthropoda; Insecta; Diptera; Drosophilidae
Gene: beg
Product: probable malonyl-CoA-acyl carrier protein transacylase, mitochondrial
Exons: 1
Coding region: 18-1178 (386 amino acids)
Molecular function (GO): transferase activity
Source: RefSeq, a predicted model, not a curated record
UAAUCAGCUGUUAUGUUAUGCCGCGAACUCCUUCAACAAAAAUGUUGGCCGCCCGCAAAUUACUACGAUCACCGCGGAUUACUGGUACCUUAAGCUGGUCCCGCUGGAGCAGCGAUGCCGCAAAGGCCACCACAGAAGCCUCCGCCCUUUCGGAUAACGCGAAGCGCCAGCAACUGCUCAAUGAGCUUUCCGAGCCGCUGGAACAGAAAAGCCGACCCGCCAUUGAUCCCAAGGAAACAAGUGUGAUGCUCUUUCCUGGUCAGGGCACCCAGUAUGUGGGCAUGGCCAAGGAGCUUCUCCGAUUCCCUGGCGCCCGCCGCAUCUUCGAGCUUGCCAACGAGGUGCUUAAAUACGAUCUGCUCAAGAUCUGCCUGGAGGGACCACGUGAGAAACUGAAUCGCACGGAGCACGCUCAGCUGGCUGUGAUGGUAUCCUCGCUGGCAGCCCUGGAGCAGUUGCGUGAAGAGCGACCCAAGGCCAUUGAAAGCUGUGUGGCCGCCGCCGGCUUCAGUCUGGGCGAGAUUACCGCAUUGGUGUAUGCGGAUGCCCUGCCUUUUGACAAGGCAUUGCGAUUGGUGCAGGUGCGGGCCACCGCCAUGCAGGCAGCAUGUGACCAGGCAGCGGGAGCCAUGGCCAUGACCCUCUACGGACCGGACACCAAUCUGGGAGAGGCGUGUGCGCGAGCGCAGCAAUGGUGUCUGGACAAGGGAGUGGAGUCGCCCUACUGCGGCAUCGCCAACUACAUGUAUCCCCACUGCAAGGUCGUGGCCGGCAACGUAGAGGCUCUCGAGUUCCUGGAACAAAAUGCCAAGGCCCUCAAGAUCCGGCGGCUGAAGAGAUUGGCUGUGAGCGGCGCCUUUCACACUCCUCUAAUGCAAAGCGCCGUGGAGCCCUUUACCAAAGCCCUGAAAUCGGUGCGCCUUCAGGAUCCCGUCAUUAGAGUAUACUCCAAUGUGGAUGGCAAACCGUAUCGCCAUGCCAAGCACAUCCUAACGCAGCUGCCCAAGCAAAUCGUACGGCCCGUCAAGUGGGAGCAGACCCUUCACGAGAUGUACGAGCGCAAGCAGGGCGUCGACUUUCCGCGCACCUUUGAGUGCGGUCCUGGUAAGGGACUGGUCCAGGUCCUGGAAAAAGUUAAUGCCAAAGCCGCUCAAUCCAGCUUUAAUGUUAUAGCCUAACCUCGCAUAAAAAUGCAGUUUGCUUUUAUAAAAAUG